CAUAUACCAAAAAUUCUACGCUCGACUAGCCAUUAUAAAAUUAACAAAAAUAAAAUUCAAAAGGCAACACAAAAAUUGCGAGAGGAAUAUUCAAAAAGAUUUUCAGUAUUGUGAGAGACGUCAUAUGAAAGACUUAAAUGAAAAAAACGUUGUGAAAUUAAAUCGACUAUUAAAAAGCGAACCAAAAAAAAAAAAUUGUAAUAAAGUGAAGCAUAACAUAUACAAAAACAAUGGUGUUUAUCGAAAAAGUGUUGCUUUUGUGCUGUUUACCCAUACUCCUAGCCAUUGUUAUGCCAAUCAAUUGUAACAAGUUCAAUUCACAAAUUGAUCAAAGUCUUAAACGAUUUCCGAGACAAGUUAAUGCAAAUAACGAUCAACAGAUUGGCGCUAACGACACUCAUUCAUCGGUGGUGAAUGAUUUUGGAACAUCCAUUCAAUCUGGUUUCGAUGUCCGUCAAGGUGGUAAAAAUGUAAUGCAUGAUAAGUUGAGUGGUUCGGCAAUAUUACCAGGUCGUAACAAUGAACGAAGAGGUCGUCAAUUGAAUAUUUAUUCGCAAGGAGGUACCAGCUACAAUGACUAUGCGUCACAGCCUUGGUAUUUGGCGAACAAAGAGUACUAUGACAAUUAUUAUGCCAACUAUUACCAGAGCUACUAUCAAACGUCGACCGAACCAUACCGUCAACAAAACUACCAGACAUAUCCCACUCAAACGACAUAUCGACCCAACACGGACCAGCAGAGCCCAAAUCAAAGAGCGAAUCUACCAUCAUCGAAUCAAUUAGUUUCGGAUGGUACAUCCUCGCCGAACGUUGGUCGUGACGGUGACAGUGUAAUUUAUAUCGACGAAAAUGGACUGUUUCAGAUAAGCAGAUCGGAUGCGUUAAACGCUGUUUCGCCGGUAAUCGAUGAUGACGCAAUUGUUUUUCAAAGUGAUGAAAGUCAGUACGAUCGAAGAACUUUAUCGUUCAACAAUAACAGUGGUAGACGGUCCCGACUGAGCGAUGACGACGAUUCGCAAUCGAAAGUCAAUACAUUUAAUGGGCUGCCGGUUUUUUCUAAUUGAUAAACUUAUGCCAACAACAUUGUUAUUAUUGAAAACGUUUUCGCGCCGUUAACCAUCAUUUUACCAAAUUAAAACUCAAAUGGAACU
Molecule: messenger RNA, 1151 nt
Organism: Bradysia coprophila
Lineage: Eukaryota; Metazoa; Arthropoda; Insecta; Diptera; Sciaridae
Source: RefSeq, a predicted model, not a curated record